Molecule: messenger RNA, 4178 nt
Organism: Centropristis striata (black sea bass)
Lineage: Eukaryota; Metazoa; Chordata; Actinopteri; Perciformes; Serranidae
Gene: prpf4bb
Product: pre-mRNA processing factor 4Bb
Exons: 16
Coding region: 84-3155 (1023 amino acids)
Biological process (GO): peptidyl-threonine phosphorylation; peptidyl-serine phosphorylation; mRNA cis splicing, via spliceosome
Molecular function (GO): protein serine/threonine kinase activity; ATP binding
Source: RefSeq, a predicted model, not a curated record
GGGCACAUCAAGUGUUUUCAUAUAAUUGUACUUUUGUGUUCAAAAUAAUCGAAGAAGAAGAAAGACCCCCUCAGCUGAGGAAAAUGGCCGACAUUGAGAUGGACAUCGCGUCCAGAAUAAUGAAUAAUGGCAACGAACACGUGAAGCAGGAUCUGGAGAGCCAUGAAAGAAGUGGGAAUGAGGACAGCGGAGACGUGUCUGAAGAAGAAGAAGAAGAGGAGGAAGAGGAGGAGGCAGAGACUAAUGGCGAGAAAACAGAAGAGGGGGCCAAACAUCACACUAGCAGUGGUAAACACAAGAGGAAAAAACACAAGCACCGUAGUAAGCACAAAAAACACAAGCAUGCCUCUGAUGAGGACAAGGACCGCAAACGCAAGCAUCGUCACAAACACAGGAAACACAAACGUAAAGAGGGCUCCUCCCCCUCUGGUGCUGCCCUCUUUGCCUCCUCCAGCCACAGAAAAGUUGAGUCCUCUCCCUCCUCUGGAAACCCCAGUCUGGACGACAGGGCCUUGCUGGAGGAUUUGGAGAAACAGAGGGCCAUGAUCAAAGCUGAGCUGGACAGCCAGUUGAUGGAAGGCAAGGUCCAGUCAGGCAUGGGCCUGAUCCUUCAGGGUUAUAACUCUGGAUCUGAAGAAGAUGGAGAAGCUAGGAUGAGAAAUGGAGAGCAGCGUCAAAGAGGUAGCUCAGGGAAACCCAUAUCUCCCAGAGGGGGAAAAGGUGGGAAAUCUAGACGGGACUCAACAGAGGGCAGUAAGUCCAGCGCCAAGCGCCGUAGUAGGAGCAAGUCUGCGGAAAGGCUAGGACAGGCCAAGGAGCCUAAACAGGACAAGGUGACCAAAACCACCAAGGACACAGCUGUUAAAGACAGAGGCCGUGGCAGGAGUAGGUCGAAAGAAAGAAAGCCUUCAGAUAGCACUGAUAGGUCCAAGGAGAGAACCAGGAAGUCCAACUCCCCCACCACCUGGAGAGGAGAGCAGAAGGGCAGUCGCACUGAUAAACGUCCCUCUCCACCACGGGAUGACAGACCAAACCAGGAGAGAGCAGGCCGGAGGUCCAGAUCGCCCGGACGAGAACGACCAAGUCGCUCAGAUGCCGACAGGGACAAGCGGCCAGCCAAAUCCCCGUCCAAGGAUGCUUCAUCGGGUAAGGAGAACCGCUCACCUCAUAGACGAGGGCCUCACAGUCCCCUGAGGAAACGCAGUGCUUCCCCUCGCCACAGAGAUUCUCACCACCCCCCGGCCUCUGCCGCAGACAGGACAUCGAAACAGAGCAACUCUCCAUCCAGAACAAGGUCCCCGCCCAGAAGAGCCCGCAGCCGCUCACCAGACUCCAGGAGGAGAGAUGCUGACAGGCAGGACUCGCCAAUGAGGAAGCGCCCUCGGCCAGAUUUGGGGCCCGGCAGAGAUUGGUCACGAGAGAACAGUCCCAGAUCAGCUGCUCGCCGCAGGAUGAGUCGCUCACCUCUAAGACGGCGGUCACCAUCCCCACGACGACGCUCCCGCUCUUCCCCCCGCAGACGGAGCAGGUCUCCACUGGGACACAGGACUGGAGAGAGGGACAGGUAUGGACGGCUCAGACAGUACAGACGAUCAAUGUCCCGCGAUCGGGAGAGGAGAAGACGACGCAGCAGAGAUGAGGACAAGUUCAAGGGCAGCCUUUCAGAGGGCAUGAAAGUCGAACGGGAGUCCUCAGAGGAAGAAGUGUUAGAGGACUUUGAUGGAGAGGAGGUAGACGAAGAAGCUCUGAUUGAACAGCGCCGCCAGCAGCGCUUGGCCAUUGUCCAGAAAUACAAGGUUGUGAAUGAUGACAACACCAACAUGGUGUCCGAGCCCAGCAGCCCUCAGAGCAGCACACGCAGCCGUUCACCCUCACCCGAUGACAUCUUGGAACGGGUAGCAGCGGAUGUCAAGGAGUACGAACGCGAGAACCUCAACACCUUCGAGGCCAGCAUCAAAGCCAAGCACAACCUCAUCGCCCAGGAGAAAGACGGAGCCAACCCAAAGAAGCCUUCAGCCCCCGACAUGUUUACAGAGUCAGAUGACAUGUUUGCUGCUGACUUUGAUAGUGCCAGGAUGAGAGCAGCAGGUGUAGGGAAGGACUUCAAGGAAAACCCCAACCUCAGGGACAACUGGACUGAUGCUGAGGGUUACUACCGGGUGAACAUUGGAGAGACACUCGACAAACGCUAUGAUGUUUACGGCUACACUGGCCAGGGUGUGUUCAGUAAUGUGAUCAGAGCCAGAGACACUGCCAGGGCUGGCCAGGAGGUGGCAGUCAAGAUCAUCCGAAACAAUGAGCUCAUGCAGAAGACCGGGUUGAAAGAGUUAGAAUUCCUCAAGAAGCUGAAUGACGCUGAUCCUGAUGACAAGUUCCACUGCCUUCGCCUCUUCAGGCACUUUUACCACAAGCAGCAUCUUUGUCUGGUGUUUGAGCCUCUCAGUAUGAAUUUGCGAGAGGUGUUGAAGAAAUACGGCAAAGACGUCGGGCUCCACAUCAAGGCUGUGCGUUCGUACAGUCAGCAGCUCUUCUUGGCCCUUAAGCUGCUCAAACGAUGCAACAUACUCCACGCUGACAUCAAGCCAGACAAUAUCCUGGUGAACGAGUCAAAGACUAUUUUGAAGCUUUGUGACUUUGGCUCUGCGUCCCAUGUGGCAGACAACGACAUCACACCAUACCUGGUCAGCAGAUUCUACAGAGCUCCAGAAAUCAUCAUAGGCAAGCCGUAUGACUAUGGGAUUGACAUGUGGUCCGUUGGCUGCACUUUAUAUGAGCUUUACACUGGCAAAAUCCUGUUCCCUGGAUCUUCCAACAACCACAUGAUCAAACUAGCUAUGGACCUCAAGGGCAAGAUGCCCAACAAGAUGAUCCGUAAAGGCUUGUUCAAAGACCAGCACUUCGAUCAGAAUUUGAACUUCCUGUACAUUGAAGUAGACAAAGUGACAGAAAGGGAGAAGGUGACGGUGAUGAGCACCAUCAACCCCACCAAAGACCUGCUGGCAGACAUGAUAGGAUGCCAGCGACUGCCUGAGGACCAGAGGAAGAAAGUGAUGCAGCUGAAGGACCUGCUGGAUGGCACCCUGAUGCUGGACCCAGCCAAACGCAUCAGCAUCAACCAGGCCCUGCAGCACCCCUUUAUCCAGGAGAAGAUCUGAUACCCUGAACGCCACACCCUCCCAGAGCAGAACCACUAAACCCGCUCUGACAGGAACCCUGCAGCGAAGCAGCAAACCCACAGACAGGAUUUUUGUUCUUCCUCAACUUUAUUUUGUUUAUGGAUACAUAAUUGUGUUUUAUUGUAAAUAGAUCAUUGAAAUGGUAGCCAUUCUUGAAGACAUUGAUUUUGCGAUAUAUCAUUGUAAACUUCCCGCCCCCUCCCAUACCCGGCAAUGCAGUUUAUGGACGUUUCUCUUUUUUAUUUAACUGGCAUUGGAGUGACAGAUGUUUAAAAGAAAAAUAUAAUUCCUGUAAAUACUGUAUGUCUAUUGCAUUAACAAUCUCAAGCAGCAGACAGUUGAGUUUUGUCGUAGUUGCAGAUGACUAAAUACAUAAUUUCAUUUUCUUUUCUUUUUUUUUUUUAACCACAAUUCUCAUUGUGGGGCGAUGCAUGCUUUUGAAUGUGCACCCUUUGUGCUCUAGAUUUCUGUGGUGCAGGCCUGUGUAAAUGCUCUGUAUGUGCAUCAGUGUCCCACAUGUGACGGCAAAACCCCCCCACCCAACCCCUAACCAAGUCUUCAGGCCUCGAGGUCUGAGCUGAAGGAAUAGAUGCAUAUUAUGUACUCCUUGAACAAGAUUUUUUUUUCAAAGCAGGUAGUCAUUGUUUUCUGUUGCUGGACAUUUCCAUGUUUUUUACCUUCCUCCCCCUCCAGCACUCUGGCUCGGUCCUGGCUCUUAAGGCUCUCACAUUCAAGUGCCUCCUGUAUGAGCCUAGUGUGUUAGAACACCCGACAAUGCGGGCCUGUUGAAGCCACACCUGUGACCCUCCUCUCCCAUUGUUGUACAUAGUCCAUAGUUACUGUCAUUUCAUUUGUGAUUUAUUUGUUGUUUUUUUCCAUUUAAGUGGUAAAAAAAACAAUCUUGUGAUUUCAAUAAAGAAUAGUUGUGGAAACGCUGCUGAAAGAGCACCUUCAGUAUAAGACAACUUUUUAGUAAUAAAAUGUUUCCUAUUGUAUACCAAA